Molecule: messenger RNA, 1548 nt
Organism: Rotaria sp. Silwood2
Lineage: Eukaryota; Metazoa; Rotifera; Eurotatoria; Philodinida; Philodinidae
Source: the annotation of a GenBank genome assembly
AUGCUUUAUUUGUGGUCAAAUGAUGAAAGUCUAGCAUUUAGUAAUGGGGGUGGGGCUUUUCUUAUACCAUAUUUUUGUAUAUAUUUUCUUGUUGGAACACCACUUUAUUUUCUUGAAUUAUCACUUGGUCAAUUUACUAGUCGUAGUGCAACGGCUGCUUUUACAAUGUCACGUAUGUUCAAAGGAGUUGGUUGGGCAACGGCAAUUAAUUCUGUGUUUGUUUCACUUUAUUAUAAUGUAAUUAUAGCUUGGUGUCUAUUUUAUCUUUUUGCUUCAAUGCAACGAAAACUUCCAUGGAGUGAUUGCGGAAAUUGGUGGAAUACAGCACGUUGUUCAAAUGCAGGUUAUGGAUCGUGGAACUCAACACAAAGUUUUCUCUGUUCUGCUACUAAUCAAUCAAAUAAUUGUUCAACACCUGUAUUUUCACCUGAAGAAUAUUUUAAUAACUAUGUUUUACGAAGAAGUGAUUCAUUGGAAGAAAUGGGUUCUCCAAUUUGGUAUCUUACAUUAUGCUUACUAUUAGCAUGGAUACUUGUUGCUCUUUGUCUUAUUAAAGGCAUUAAAUCAUCUGGCAAAGUUGUUUAUUUUACUGCAUUAUUUCCUUAUGUAGUAAUUAUUGCUUUGAUUAUUCGUGGUGCAACUUUACCAGGUGCAGCAGAUGGAAUUUUAUUUUAUUUAAAACCAAAUUGGAGUAAAGUUUCUGAAUUUAAUGUUUGGAUUGCAGCUGCUUCUCAAGUUUUCUUUUCCCUUGGAGUAGCAUUCGGUCCAAUACUUGCUUAUGCUAGUUUUAAUAAGUUCAAAUCAAAUUAUCUUAGAGACUGUAUUAUUGUUACAGUUUGUGAUUGUUUUACUUCAGUAUUUGCGGGAUUUGCUGUUUUUUCAACUCUUGGUUUUAUGUCAUUCCAAACGGGUAUACCUGUUGAUAAAGUAGCUCAAAGUGGACCAGGUUUAGCUUUUAUUGCUUAUCCGCAAGCAUUAUCAAUGAUGCCUAUUAGUGUAUUUUGGGCAAUUAUGUUCUUUUUUAUGCUGCUUACACUUGGUCUUGACUCACAGUUUGCUCUCUGUGAUGUAGUAAUAUCUGGUAUACUAGAUACUUUUACACAACUACGACGUUAUAAAAUAUUUGUUGUAAUUGGAUAUUGCAUAGUUGGCUUUUUAUUAGCACUUCCAAUGUGCACACCGAUUGUUUUCUUUUCAUCAUUAAUACAAUUUCGACCACCAACUGAAGGAAAUUACGUAUAUCCAUCAUAUGCAAAUGCUAUCGGUUGGCUUUUUGUUUGUGCAUCGCUUAUAUUUAUACCUACUAUUAUGAUCCAUGAAUUUAUUAAAGCAUGGAAAGCAACAAAGAAUUAUCAAAAUCAAAUUUCGAUUAAUAUGCCACAUUACUUACGAAUGUUAACAUAUGCAAGUCAACCACAGGAUGAUUGGGGACCAGCAAGAAAAGAAAAUCAAUGUGGUCGAUAUGAAGCACUGAAUAAAAAAACAACAGUACAUAUUCAUAUUGAUAAUGCUAUUGAUUCUCAAAUUGACGGACAUACACGACUAUAA